ACGGUGGCGAGUGUGUGGUCUGCCCGGUACCAACGGCGGAGGGAGGCUGCAGAGGUUCUGGCCGGAGCCCAGCCGGGCGCCGGGGGUCUGAGCAGCAAUGACUGCCGCGGCUGCGGUGAUCCCUCCGUCGGGCUUGGACGAUGGGGUGUCUCGGGCUCGCGGGGAAGGCGCAGGGGAGGCUGUGGUGGAGCGCGGGCCGGGAGCGGCCUACCACAUGUUCGUGGUGAUGGAAGACUUAGUGGAGAAGCUGAAGCUGCUCCGCUACGAGGAGGAGCUACUCCGAAAGAGCAAUCUGAAGCCCCCGUCCAGACACUACUUUGCUCUGCCUACCAACCCCGGUGAGCAGUUCUACAUGUUUUGCACUCUUGCUGCGUGGCUGAUCAACAAAACUGGCCGUGCCUUUGAGCAGCCUCAAGAAUACGACGAUCCCAAUGCAACUAUAUCUAAUAUACUUUCUGAGCUUCGCUCUUUUGGGAGGACUGCAGAUUUCCCCCCUUCAAAAUUAAAAUCUGGUUAUGGAGAACAUGUAUGCUAUGUUCUGGACUGUUUAGCUGAAGAAGCAUUAAAAUAUAUUGGUUUCACUUGGAAAAGGCCAUCAUACCCAGUGGAAGAGCUAGAAGAAGAAACUGUUCCGGAAGAUGAUGCAGAGUUAACAUUAAGUAAAGUGGAUGAAGAGUUUGUGGAAGAGGAGACAGAUAAUGAAGAAAACUUUAUUGAUCUCAAUGUUUUAAAGGCCCAGACCUAUCGCUUGGACACAAACGAGUCUGCCAAGCAAGAAGAUAUUUUGGAAUCUACGACAGAUGCUGCGGAAUGGAGUCUAGAAGUCGAACGUGUACUACCGCAGCUGAAAGUCACGAUUAGGACUGACAAUAAGGAUUGGAGGAUCCAUGUUGACCAAAUGCACCAGCAUAAGAGUGGAAUCGAAUCUGCUCUAAAGGAGACCAAGGGGUUUUUGGACAAGCUCCAUAAUGAAAUUAGCAGGACUCUGGAAAAGAUUGGCAGCCGAGAAAAGUACAUUAACAAUCAACUUGAGCACUUGGUUCAAGAAUAUCGUGGGGCCCAAGCCCAGCUAAGUGAGGCGAGGGAGCGCUACCAGCAGGGCAAUGGUGGAGUAACGGAACGGACUAGACUCCUGUCUGAGGUUACAGAAGAAUUAGAAAAGGUAAAACAAGAAAUGGAAGAGAAGGGCAGCAGCAUGACGGACGGCACGCCUUUGGUGAAGAUUAAGCAGAGCCUAACCAAGCUGAAGCAAGAAACUGUUCAGAUGGACAUUAGGAUCGGUGUUGUGGAGCACACGCUACUGCAGUCAAAGCUCAAGGAGAAGUGUAACAUGACCAGAGACAUGCAUGCCGCUGUUACUCCGGAGUCAGCAAUCGGCUUCUAUUAAACGCAUGGCCUUUCAUGCUUCUCAUAUUUGGUUUUUAUAUCAAAUGAUUUUUUUAAUGUAACAUGGAUUUCCAAACACAGUUUAUACUUCUUCAGGCAUAUUCAGUGGGUAUUUUUGCACAUGUGUUAUAUCUUGGUGAUUAUGAUGGCUAAAACUGUUACAAUGAAUAUAUUAUUUAAUAAAAUCCUUCAAAUGAUCAUGG
Messenger RNA from Grammomys surdaster, 1589 nucleotides. RefSeq names its product intraflagellar transport 57 (gene Ift57). The transcript is spliced from 11 exons. Gene Ontology annotation, cellular component: cilium; Golgi apparatus; intraciliary transport particle B. Gene Ontology annotation, biological process: intraciliary transport; non-motile cilium assembly. NCBI's taxonomy places the organism in Eukaryota, Metazoa, Chordata, Mammalia, Rodentia, Muridae. The record is from RefSeq and is a predicted model, not a curated record. The coding region runs from base 98 to 1387 and encodes 429 amino acids.